UGGUGAUCAGGCCAAUAAGAAACACUGUGAGUUAGAGCAAAGCAAAGGGCUGCUCUUAUCUCACAUCUCACUCAUGUGUCCAGCAGAGUUCACACUCAGAUGAUCUGACACCUGAAGGCUCAGCGACAGCAGAGACAGAGAGAGAGAGACACUGACAGCAUAUAGCAGAGUGAGAGAGAGAGAGAGUAGUUACAGUAAAUGAGGAGACAUUAAUAAGACAGAGAACACAUCUGAAAUCUGCAGGAGCACAGCUGACACUGAGUUGACCUCCUCUGCCUCUUCCCCCUGAAAAGCAUGGAGGAGGCCGCUGGGGACCCAGAAACCACACUGGACCCUCCGUGUCUACUGGAGCGGCGGGCCCGCCAGAGACAGUCCACGGCCUCAGUGCUAAAAUCCAAGAUGAAGCGGGGCGUGAACUGCUCUGCACCCAGAGUCCGAUCCACUCUGGUCGGGUUCUUCCCUGUGGUACGCUGGCUGCCCAAAUACAGGCUCAGAGAGUACGUCUGGGGUGAUGUGAUGUCCGGGUUGAUUGUGGGUAUCAUCUUGGUACCGCAGGCCAUCGCCUACUGCCUGCUGGCGGGAGUGGAGCCCAUCUAUGGUUUAUACACGUCCUUCUAUGCCAACAUCAUCUACUUCCUCAUGGGGACAUCCAAGCACGUUUCUGUGGGGAUUUUUAGCCUCAUGAGCCUCAUGGUUGGACAGGUGGUGUAUAGGGAGGUUUACUUGGCCGGUUUUGAUCUCAGUGAUGAUUCCAAAGCAUCCGGAGCUGCUGUCUUAAAUGAUUCAAUGGGCCUAAACCUAACACUAGGGAAUGUACACAGUGUGGAGCUGAUGGGCAUGCAGUGUGGGAAGGAGUGUUACGCCAUCAGUACAGCUACUGCACUUACAUUAAUGGCUGGCAUCUACCAGAUCAUGAUGGCGGUGUUUCGUCUCGGCUUCGUCUCAGUCUACCUUUCAGACUCCAUGCUCGAUGGCUUUGCCACCGGAGCCUCUUUCACCAUUCUGACCGUGCAGGCUAAAUACCUGCUAGGCCUAAAGAUUCCCCGUCACCAGGGUUACGGCACAGUUGUAGUGACCUGGAUCAACAUCUUUGCCAACAUCCACACUACCAACUUCUGUGACCUCAUCACAAGUGCGAUCUGUAUCUUCAUAUUAGUGGCAGGGAAAGAGAUCCAGGAGCGCUACAAGGAUCGUCUGAAGAUCCCUCUACCGACUGAGCUGGUAGUGGUGGCGGGAGCUACACUGGCCAGCCAUUUUGGAAACCUGAACACCAAUUAUGGGUCCAGUAUCUCUGGUCACAUCCCCACAGGAUUCAUUCCCCCCAGUGUGCCCAGCGUUGAGCUGAUGUCGAGAGUGGCUCUAGAUGCUAUUCCUCUUGCUGUCAUUAGUUUUGCCUUUACAGUGUCACUGUCCGAGAUGUUUGCCAAGAAACACGGCUACACGGUUCGUCCCAACCAGGAGAUGCUGGCCAUCGGGUGCUGUAACAUCAUCCCCUCCUUCUUCCACUGUUUCACCACCAGUGCAGCACUCGCAAAAACAAUGGUGAAGGAUUCGACGGGCUGCCAGACACAGGUCUCCAGUCUGAUCAGUGCUCUGGUCGUCCUUCUCAUCCUGCUCUUCUUCGCGCCUUUUUUCUACGCACUCCAGAAAUGUGUUCUUGCCUGCAUUAUCAUUGUCAGCCUUCGGGGAGCGUUGAGGAAGGUCAGGGACGUCCCUGCCAGGUGGCGUGCCAGUCGGAAUGACGCAAUUGUUUGGCUGGUCUCAAUGUUCGCCACAGCUCUGAUCAGUGUAGAGCUGGGCCUCCUGGUUGGAAUUGUCUUUUCCAUGAUGUGCAUCAUCGUUAAGACUCAGAACGCUAAGUUCUCUCUGAUGGGCCGGGCCAACAACUCUGACCUUUACGAGGAUGUGGACGAGUACAAGAACCUCACACCGCCGACCCGGGUUCAGGUCUUCCGCUUUCAUUCUCCUCUGUACUACGCCAACAAGGACACUUUCCUCAAAUGUCUCUACAAAACUGUUGGGGUUGAGCCUUUCUUAGAAAUGACGAAGCGGAGGAAGGCGGAGAAGAAAGCCAAAGAGAUGUCCCUGCAGCAGGCCAACGCAAACUGUGAUAAAAAAAAUGGGGAGGUCGUUAUUGGACUUGUCCAAAGGGAGCUGGAGUUCCACGCGAUAGUCUUGGACUGCUCCGCAAUUCCUUUCAUGGACUCAGCAGGCACGGCUGCGUUCACAGGCCUGGUCAAAGAAUAUAAAGAGAUCGGGGUGAACGUGCUCCUCGCCAGCUGUAACACAUCCGUCAUCGAUACUCUGCGGAAGGGACAGUUCUUUGGGAAGAACGACAAAGACAUGAGCAGCUUGCUGUUUCACACGGUUCACACGGCAGUUCUGUACGCAAACAGUCUCCAGAGCAGUAAAGCAAGUGAAGCAGACUGAUCGACGGACAGACAAAUAGACAGACUGUAGCUUUUUCUUGAGUUAAUUUAAUCAUUUUACAGUUUAAUGUUCACACUUUUGUGUUUUAGUCCAACUUCAUAUAGAAUUCACUUUUUAAUCUCCAAGUUGUGCUUUCAAGAAGUUUACUAUACAGGAUUUUUCUGUCAUAUAUAUCACCUUCUGAGUGAUGACCUUGUUAAAUAUAAUUAUCUAAUUUUUUUUUUAUCAACUGUAUGAAAGUAAAAUUGCCAAAUGCAAACUUGCCAAAGGUACAACUUGUAUCAACUAACUGACUUUUUCUGUGUUCCUGGGUUGACUCAAUCUUUAUAUUUGUUACACUCUUUUUUUUUCUUUUUUUUUUUAAAUUUAAUUUCAAGGUGAUACGUUUGUUUUAAAGGGUUCAUUACCAAAACACUGUGGCUCCCUGGCGUUACUCCUUCAAACUCUAUUGAGGAUAUUUGGAGCUGCGUGGUGCAGUGAACAGCAGACGCGACUGUAUGUUGUGUUCGGCACAAGCAGGCAGUUAUUUAGGUGUGCGCUCGAUUUGAUUUGCAUUCAUUUGGCAAAGCACACAUUUCCAAUAUUGGACGAUAACGAUUGGGAGAAGCUAAAUACAUGAACUGAUUAAAAAAAAUGUUUGUUUAAGGGAAGGAAUUUUUUAACACGUCUUAAUCCUAGUGUUUGAUGCUUUAGUUCACUGUUUUGGAUGAAUAUUAGUGGUCAUUUUUUGAUUUCUUAUUAGUUAUUACAUUUCUUCAACACACAACACAUGGUUUAAAAAGCAACAAAAACUCUCGAGUUAAAAUGUCGAAGUAUUACUUUUACAUGCUUGGAAGAAAAGCUUUACGAGACUCAUAAAAUAGUGUGUGUGUGUGCAUGUGUGUGUGUGUGUGUGUCAGCCUCCGUCUCACGCUGAGAGAUAGUUGACUACAAACUAUGGUUCAUUACAAUACCCUUGUACUCUUGACCUGGUCUCUGCUCAGCCAACAGGAAAAAAUGUUUUAUGACUGUUUCACAUAAAAACAAAGGACUUGAAGACAUGUGAGAGCUCCUCCUCAGCUGCUGGACGACAGCUACUCAUUGUAGGUGCUUUGUUUGGUCAAAAUGUGCGUGUCGUUGCCGUUUAUUAUUGUUCGAUCAAAUAUGUUGUAAAAACACAAACAGCAAGCAUGCAGUGUUUGUGGAGUCACUGGUUAUUUUUCUGUCAUAAAUCUAGAUAACAAUAAUAAUGUGUAGGUUAAUAUUUGACCUUAAGAUUGUGAUAAUGUUUAUUUUGAUUAGCUAGGGAAGUAGCAUUGUCAAUUCUUUUAUUUGUUAUGAACAUUAUCAUUUUAUAAUUUUAUAACUUAUUAAUAAGUUCAGCAUUUCCACAUGUUUAACCUGAAUCAUAGUAGCUAUUUUUUUUUCUUGCUUCAAACACUGCCUUAAUGCUCAAAUGUGUGAAUUAAACUGAUAUGAUUUUUAAUAGAA
Molecule: messenger RNA, 3900 nt
Organism: Solea senegalensis (Senegalese sole)
Lineage: Eukaryota; Metazoa; Chordata; Actinopteri; Pleuronectiformes; Soleidae
Gene: slc26a1
Product: solute carrier family 26 member 1
Exons: 8
Coding region: 295-2430 (711 amino acids)
Biological process (GO): transmembrane transport
Cellular component (GO): membrane
Molecular function (GO): secondary active sulfate transmembrane transporter activity; chloride transmembrane transporter activity; oxalate transmembrane transporter activity
Source: RefSeq, a predicted model, not a curated record